AUGGCACAGAAUGGAGGCAACGAUGACUACGGCACGCCCCACGCCGACGGGGACACGCACCAGCACGCCAACACCGUCCACACCCGUCUGCGCGCCAACAGCUCCAUCAUGCAGCUGAACAAGAUCCUCGUCGCCAACAGAGGUGAAAUCCCAAUCCGUAUCUUCCGUACUGCCCACGAAUUGUCCCUGCAGACCGUCGCAGUCUACAGUCAUGAGGACCGUCUCUCCAUGCACAGGCAGAAGGCCGACGAGGCCUAUGUCAUUGGCAAGAGGGGAGAGUACUCACCUGUACAAGCCUACCUCGCGCAGAAGGAGAUCAUCAAGAUCGCCAAGGACCAUGGUGCGUACAAGUCCUUCCGCUGUCCACAUCCCUCAGCCCGAGCAUUUCGAGCGGUCUGCCCAGUGGCAUUGUUCAACAAGGCAUUGCGGCGAGUUCACUCGAGUUGCUGGCAAAGACAAACUGUGCAGCUCCCGCAAUGCGUACUAGUUGCUAACGAUAGACAGACGUUCAAAUGAUUCAUCCAGGCUACGGCUUUCUUAGUGAAAAUUACGAAUUCGCAAAGGCCGUUGAGGAGGCCGGCAUCAUCUGGGUUGGACCACGACCAGAGACGAUCAACGACCUCGGAGACAAGGUUUCCGCGAGACAACUGGCUCAAAAGGCAGAUGUCCCAACUGUGCCAGGAACACCUGGCCCGGUAGCCCAGUUCGAGGCUGCAAAGGAGUUCACAGACGAGUACGGAUUCCCCAUCAUUAUCAAGGCUGCCUUUGGUGGUGGUGGCCGUGGUAUGCGUGUAGUCUGGAAGCAAGAGGAGCUCAAGGACUCCUUCGAGCGAGCCACGUCUGAGGCGUUGAACGCUUUCGGCAACGGGACGGUCUUCAUUGAGCGAUUCCUCUACAGGCCCAAGCAUAUCGAAGUCCAGAUUCUCGGUGACAGCUACGGAAAUGUCGUCCACCUGUACGAGCGUGACUGCUCUGUGCAGCGACGACACCAGAAGGUCGUCGAAUUGGCACCAGCACCAAACCUCCCCGUCGAGACUCGAGACGCCAUUCUCAACGAUGCCGUGAGACUUGCAAAAUCUGCCAACUACCGCAAUGCCGGUACCGCUGAGUUCUUGGUUGACCAAGAGGGUCGUCACUACUUUAUUGAAAUCAACCCACGCAUUCAGGUCGAGCAUACGAUCACGGAAGAGAUCACCGGUAUCGAUAUUGUGGCUGCUCAAAUCCAGAUUGCGGCAGGUGCUUCGCUGGAGCAGCUUGGUUUGACCCAGGACCGUAUUUCUACCCGCGGAUUUGCUAUUCAGUGCCGUAUCACGACCGAGGACCCAGCAGAUGGCUUCCGACCGGAUACUGGCAAGAUCGAAGUUUACCGAUCUGCUGGUGGUACGUAUUGUCUUGAGUAGGACGCUUGUGAUCUGUAGUGCUAACCAGCGUUGUAGGUAAUGGAGUCAGAUUGGACGGAGGAAACGGCUUUUCAGGAGCUGUCAUCACACCGUACUACGACAGCAUGUUGGUCAAGUGUACUUGCCACGGCUCUACCUACGAGAUCGCCCGCAGAAAGGUGCUCCGUGCCCUUGUCGAGUUCCGCAUUCGCGGCCUGAAGACCAACAUUCCUUUCCUCGCAUCGCUCUUGACCCACCCGCAGUUCAUCGACGGUCAAUGCUGGACAACCUUUAUCGACGAUACACCCGAGCUGUUCAAGCUCAUUGGCAGCCAGAACCGUGCUCAGAAGCUCUUGAGCUACCUCGGAGAACUCAUUGUCAACGGUCCUCAAGUUGUUGGCCAGAUUGGCGAAUCGAAACUCAAGAGCGAGGCGGUCAUUCCAGAGCUGGUCGAUGGCAAGGGUAACAAGAUCGAUACCUCCAAGCCAUGCCAGACGGGAUGGCGUAAUAUCAUCGUGGACCAAGGUCCAGAGGCAUUUGCAAAGGCCGUCAGGAAGAACAAGGGCUGCUUGAUCAUGGAUACCACAUGGCGUGACGCGCAUCAGUCUCUGUUGGCGACGAGAAUGCGUACCAUCGAUAUGCUCAACAUCGCCAACGAGACCAGCCACGCUCUCAGCAAUGCUUGGGCUUUGGAGUGCUGGGGUGGUGCAACCUUUGAUGUGGCCAUGCGCUUCUUGUACGAGGACCCGUGGGACCGUCUGAGGAGGAUGAGGAAGGCGGUGCCCAACAUUCCCUUCCAGAUGCUGCUACGUGGUGCCAACGGCGUGGCCUACUCUUCUCUGCCCGACAACGCCAUUUUCCACUUCUGCGAGCAGGCGAAGAAGAAUGGCAUGGACAUCUUCCGAGUCUUCGACGCAUUGAACGAUAUGGAGCAGCUUGAGGUCGGUAUCAAGGCCGUCUUGAAGGCUGGAGGUGUUGCCGAGGGAACCGUCUGCUACAGGUAAGUUUGUCUUAAGCAUCACGAACGGUGCAAUUGACGCAGCUAACGUUUCGCAGCGGUGACAUGUUGAACCCGGAGAAGAAGUACAACCUGGAGUACUACCUGAAGUGCGUUGACCGCAUCGUCAACAUGGGCGCUCAUAUCCUCGGCAUCAAGGAUAUGGCUGGUGUUCUCAAGCCAAAGGCUGCCACGUUACUUGUCGGCUCCAUCCGCAAGAAGUACCCCGAUCUUCCCAUCCACGUGCACACUCACGACUCUGCUGGAACUGGUGUUGCGUCCAUGGUUGCUUGCGCCCAAGCUGGCGCCGAUGCGGUUGACGCUGCUACCGAUAGCAUGUCCGGUACUACCUCGCAGCCCAGCAUUGGAGCUCUGGUAGCCUCGCUGGAAGGCAGCGACUUCGAAUCUGGUCUCGACGCACACUUCUUGCGCCAGAUCGACGCCUACUGGGCUCAGAUCCGUCUGGUCUACUCGCCCUUCGAGGCUUGGCUCACCGGACCAGAUCCAGAGGUCUACGAGCACGAGAUCCCUGGUGGUCAGCUCACCAACUUGAUCUUCCAAGCUUCGCAACAAGGCCUUGGCUCGCAGUGGGCUCAAACGAAGAAGGCUUACGAGCAAGCCAAUGACUUGCUUGGCGACAUCGUCAAGGUCACUCCCACCUCCAAGGUCGUGGGUGACUUGGCCCAGUUCAUGGUCGCCAACAGUUUGACUCCGAAGGAUGUCCACGAGAAAGCUGAACAGCUCGACUUCCCUUCGUCGGUGCUUGAGUUCUUUGAGGGUCUCAUGGGUCAGCCCUACGGUGGCUUCCCUGAACCACUCCGCUCGAAGGCUCUGCGCGACCGCAGAAAGAUGGACAAGCGACCCGGCCACUAUCUCAAGGCCGUCAAUUUCGACGAAGUCCGCAACAAGCUCAGAGAAGAGUACGGUGGAUGCUCCGAGACAGACGUCGCCAGCUACGUCAUGUACGCGAAGGUGUUUGAGGACUACAAGAAGUGGACCAACAGGUUUGGCGAUCUCUCAGUCCUACCGACCCGGUACUUCCUCAACAAGCCUGACGUUGGCGAGGAAUUCCACGUUGAGCUGGAGAAGGGUAAGGUGCUUAUCCUCAAGCUCCUGGCCACUGGACCACUCAGCGAGCAGACCGGUCAGCGUGAGGUCUUCUUCGAAGUCAACGGCGAGAUGAGACAGGUUACCGUGCAAGACCAGCACGCUUCGGUCGAGAACAAGAGCCGCGCCAAGGCCGACGCCGGCGAUAGCAGCCAAGUCGGAGCACCGAUGCAAGGUAUGGUCGUCGAAGUCCGUCUCGAAGAGGGCCACGAAGUCAACAAGGGAGACCCAAUCGCCAUUCUCUCUGCCAUGAAGAUGGAAAUGGUCAUCUCCGCACCACACUCUGGCAAGGUGGAAAACCUGAGCGUCAAAGCCGGCGACUCUGUCGACUCGCAAGACUUGAUUUGCAGAAUCGCAAAGUAA
Molecule: messenger RNA, 3846 nt
Organism: Lecanosticta acicola
Lineage: Eukaryota; Fungi; Ascomycota; Dothideomycetes; Mycosphaerellales; Mycosphaerellaceae
Source: the annotation of a GenBank genome assembly